GUGGGUUUAUUAAGUUCAGUGAGAGUACGUAGGGGUGUACAUGUAAAUGUACAUGUACAUGGCGGUCUUCUAUCAACUCAACGGAAUGACCCAGGGAUCAUAUUAUUGCCGGAUAUUGGUGAUGUGUCGGCGGGAAAUUACACCAGAUAAAAAAAACCUCACAUGUGUCAAACCAAUAAGAGAAUACUGACACAUAAACUUUGCUGCGACGGGUUAUGUCGCACGAUAAUUAAAUCUGCUAACCUGAGCAACACUAAUACUGCGUAGUUCAUCCUUCACUGAAGACGCUAUCUUGCAACAGCUGUUCUUUCGUGUAUGAGUUUCGCUUCUUGUACGAAGUACAAAUCCCAUGCCGCUCACCCCUUACCAAUCACAGCAAGAUAUGUCUUCACAAACUAAACAACAGUUACGGGUUCAUACUUAUUGACAUCUGUCUUUGGUUAACGUACGAAGUGCUCAUGGCCCGUUCUUCUUUCGGACUAUAGAUAUUAAAACCGUACAGCCUGCGAGCAAGAGGGAGUAAGGCAACAUUUCUGGAGAAAACUGGAGUGAACAAAGUGCUGCAGCGUAUGCUAAGUUAGAUUAUACUCAAAGAUGAAAGUUGGGUCGUUUUUGAUAUGUCUGUUGUGUUUACUUGUAAUGAUAGACACAAUGGAAGGAGCUCGCAAGAAAAGACGAAGGAAACCAAAGAUCACAACAACAACCACGGCACAGACAACAACUCUAUCAUCCUCUGCAGAGCCAAAAUCCACAAUAACCACCAGACAGUCCAGUUUAUUGGUAGACGUUACAAGACCGACUGCUGCCGGAGCGUGGAGUUGUCGACUAGUUUGUGAAGGGUCUAAUUCGUACUUGGACCAGGAGCUAUGUGAGUGUGUUUGUGACCCGGGCUAUGAGUACAGCUCCAGAACAAGGCGAUGUGAAGAUAUCAAUGAAUGCGAAGACGAGUCAAACUGCGUGGGAGGGGCAUGCACCAACAACAGGGGUUCUUAUUACUGCAUAUGCCCUAGUGGUUUCAACCUACACGCCAAUGGGAAACUCUGCCAACCGGUACCCAAAGUAUUACCUUGCCGUGGUCUGGUUUGUUUUGGUGGAGCUGUUCUUGAUGAAAUGAGGUGUAAUUGUUGGUGCAGUAACUCUGGAUUAAAGUACGAUUACUUCGAAGAAGAAUGUGUAGACCUGAAUGAAUGUUUAGAUGGUACAGCAACCUGCGAGCAUGGAUGCAUCAACACCAUUGGGGAAUACAUGUGCUAUUGUUUCCCUGGCUACAGCUUGAGUAGGGACGGCUCAACAUGUCAAGAAGACUCACAACCCGAUCCAAGCACUACGGCUUGCUACGGGAAGUGUCACGGCGCUACGACAUUAAACAUGCUGGACUGCGGGUGCAAGUGCGGGGAGGGUUACUACUACAGUGAUGAAGGCCAAGGAUGCUUCGAUCGUGAUGAAUGUGACGAGUAUCUUGGGUGGUGCCAGGGAACCUGUACGAACAAUAUCGGCUCAUACACCUGUACCUGCCCGAAGGGAACAGAGUUAGAUGUAGAUGGAUGGCAAUGCAAUGAGGCCGUUGUUACAACUGGGGAUGAGCUACAAUGUCUAGAUUAUGAGGUUUUAUGUGACCAUGGUAACCAAUGUGUCCAGGAGGUUGUUAUCUGCGACGGGUACAAUGACUGCGGUGACGGUUCUGAUGAAAGCCAGUGCAAACCGGUAUGUCGCCCGCACCAGUUUUCCUGCGCCAAUGGGAGAUUGUGUCUCGAAGCUUCCAAGAGGUGUGACGGAGAGAAUGACUGCUUGGAUUUCUCUGACGAACUCGACUGCCCAUGCAAAGAUGGAAAAGAUGAAUGCCACACGUGGUACAACCGAGGAGAGUGUGAGAGUAACCCAGGAUGGAUGCAUUGGCACUGUAGGGAAAGCUGUAAAACAUGCCUGCCAGAAGACGGCACAGCAAAUGGUCUACUGGAAGAGGCUGUUCAUCCUGCUUUGUAUUUCCUUCGCAAUUCUGAAGACUUUGCAACCAGCCUACAGUACACCCUACGUACCACCGGCAGUCGCCAAGGUGCAUCGGGCAGUGAGUGGCGAUGCGAGCGAGUGACCGAGGUUCCCAAGAACGUCAGAGACGAAUUCCGGCUCAGUUACAGCUACCAGAAGUACGCACACGCCUACAACAUCCCAAUCCUCGGCACGGAGAAUGCCGACGACGAAGCCAUUCAACGGGCGUGCUACGUGACCAGAUUCCUCUUCGCUGAUCGGAGGGACCUUCGGGAGGCUUUCUUCCGGGCCUGGGGGAGAGUAGCCGUCAUGGACAAUAACGAAGUCACCCUAAGGAUCCCUGAGCAUUCACACCUCAACGAAUCUUACAACUCGGCCCGGGGGCUUGGGGGAACCCUUCACAUCCCCGUGGCGACCGGGGCCACUGAGAACCUCCUCUGCCAACCAGACGAUCCCAGCAAAUUGGAGGACACCUUCGCGCACGUUUUAGCGCAUACAAUCAGGAGAGUCUCUAUUACGAUGAUCAUUUCGUCGUACAAGUCGCGCCUCAUGGGCGCUUACAUGAACUCUAGACUCAAUGGUCUCUGGCCUGGCACCAGGGCCAUGUAUACGGUGGAUGAAUAUUUUGCACAGGGCGCCCUCAGUUUUUUUAAUGUCAGCGCGCCUUAUACUGAGCAGACAAAGAAUGAUAUCAACACGCGAGAGAAAUUGGAGAGGUACGACCCGGGUUUGUACAGCUUGAUCAAGGAGAUCUUCCCGUGCAUGAAUACUAUUGUGGAUCGAUGUGACGAUCAGACGAAGCGAAAGACACAUCAAAUAAAAAUAAACUGCAAUGAAGGACCACCCAAAGUGACGGAGCCUGAUACGGAAGAGGAUUCAAAUGGUUGUAGAAAUUUCCACAAUGAAUGUUCCCAGUGGAAAUCCGAGGGCGGUUGUCAAAGCAAUGCCAAUUGGAUGAACAGCAACUGCCCGAAGGCUUGCGGCACCUGCCCCGAGCCCCCGCCCGAGCCAGUUGACGAAGAGCUUCCAGAAGAGUGUUUGGACACAGAUGGACAUUGCAAAGCAUGGAAGACACAGGGGAGAUGUGAAAAUGAUGAGGACUGGAUGAUGCUAUUCUGCAAGAAGAGUUGCAAUUGGUGUGAUGACCAAGAAGACGUGGAGCCUACUGAUGAGUAUGAUCAAGAAGAUGCAGUCGCAUCUUCCUCCUCUGUGGUCGAGGAUUGUGUUGACAGCCAUUUCCUAUGUCAGGAUAAUGCUGCAGCAGGAGAAUGUGUCACGAACAAGGACUGGAUGCAAGAAAACUGCCCUCUCACAUGCAAUCUUUGCCCUGGUUCAGAAACCAACACUACAGAAGUCGAAGAUUUAGAAACAACCACCACUGAAGUCAUUGAUUUAGAAACUACCACCACCAUGGAUGUAACAGAACGUCCACAAGAGAACAACAAAACUGGAGGCUGUCUGGACACUUAUACUUUCUGCCCCGAACUGGCCAGUGAAGGUGACUGCGAGGCCCGAUCAGACUGGAUGGCAGUCUACUGUCCUGUCAGUUGUGGCUUCUGCAAUGGAUCUGCAGGUGUAACUGCAACGACACCCUUCUAUGAUCCUCUAUGCGUGGACAGUAACAUCUACUGCAUGGACUGGGCUGAUGUGGGAGAAUGUGAAACAGACUAUGAAUGGAUGGGUCUCAACUGUCCAAUGAGCUGUGGUUGGUGUGACACUUCUCUUAGCACUCAUUUACCGCCUACGCACGACCCGAACUGUAUGGACACAGAUACGUUCUGCAUUGAAUGGGCUGAAGCUGGUGAUUGCGACACCGACCCUGACUGGAUGCAUCCCAACUGCAUGAAAAGCUGCGGUCUCUGUAACAGCACCUACCCAGUGAGACCAACCCCAACAUCUGAGUAUGUCUAUGAACCGAACUGUGAGGAUACAGACCCCUUGUGUCCAAGCUGGGCAAUACAGGGAGCAUGUUACUUCAAUCCAGCGUGGAUGCUCCCCAACUGCGCCUACAGCUGUAACUCAUGUGACUACGUUGACAGCAACGACACCCAGCUUGAUCCUGGUCCGGGUAUAGCAGAUGGAGAGUGUAAAGACACACAUAAGCUAUGUCAAGAGUGGGCUGGUAUAGGUGGAUGCUACUCCUACCCACAGUGGAUGCUUGAGAAUUGUAGAGUGAGCUGCAAUUUGUGUGAGCCUGAGAACUCCACUGACUCAGAUAUUUUAUCGACCAACACCACUGAGAUGACUGAAACCACCGAGUCACCAGACAGCGACUAUGCAGACUCUGUCAAUGAGGUCAUCGAUUCCAGUGACUCAUGGGCAGAAAGUCAACUUGGGAACCCAUCGGAGGACGGUCCCUCUGAGAAUGAGUUUAGCGAGUCAGUUUCAAGCGACUUAUUUGAUGAGGAAGGCUCGACAGAAGCCAAUGACGAGGCUGCAUCUCAAAGUGAGUUUGACUAUGCGCAAUCCUCUGAAGCGGAAAUGACUGCACCACACAACAGUUAUAACUCAAACGAAAUUCAAGAAUCUGAUAUCUCAGAAACGCAAAGUGAAAUUUUCGAGGAUUCACAUGGUGCGAUUACCAAUACACUACUCAAUGAGGCAAAUGAUCGACAUUCUUCUGAAGGCGAAUCAUACACAAAUAGUGAAACCAAUGAACUUGAAUCUUCAAUCCUCGUCACCCAGAACCAACACGGAGCAAAUGAGGUGCCAUCCACAGAGACCAACCAACGGGAGAACAUAAAGCCCACUGAACCGACCUCACAUACACAGCGCCAAACAACCACAUCUCCUACAUCCUGGUCAUCCUCUCUAACUACAACAAAUGGUCAACAAACAGGCGUAACUGGGACACCAACCAGCUCAAGCUCAAGUUAUAGGCCAUCAGAAACCAGCAGCUUACCUUUAACAAGUACAUCACCCUCAUAUGUAUGGACCCAAUCAGUAGAUACAAGUACAAAGAAUGAGGUUACUGAUGAGUUACCACAUUUGUCAACUACAGCUUCCUCAAUAAUGACGGACUCAUUUCAGACUGAGAACCAGACUCAAAGGGAAGGCAUCAGUUCAUCCACACAAACCACUGUGAACUCAACAAGUGAACCUAUAUCAGUUUCCACAAAUGAAACUACAUCAGUUUCCACAACCGAACCUACGUCAGUUUCCACAGUUGAACUCAAAUCAGUUUUCACAACACAACCUACUUCAGUUUCCAAAGGUGAACCUACAUUAGUUUCCACAAACGAGCCAACCUCAAUCUCCACAUUCCAACCUACACCAAUCUCCACAGACAAAGCUACUUCCUUCUCAACAACCCAACCUACAAGUGAACCAACAUCAAUUUCGCCAAGAACUCAAAUCAGUACAGUCCAGCCUGAAGUGAUAAGCACCGAGCGACCAACCACAACCCCUCCUAGUGUCUGUGCUGACAAAAAUAAACGCUGUCGUAAAUGGGCAUCCAAGGGAGCGUGUACCAAAAAACCAAUAUUUAUGUUGAAGAACUGCAAGGUAAGCUGUGAUGCCUGUGAUAGUGGAAACACUGCCACGACGGUUCAAGAGCCAGACCAAGAUAUCAUUACAACCACCUUAACCUACACAACAGUCGCUGACACUACCGCUUCCUCUUUCCUAGAAACAACACCACCUACUUUUGUCGAUGUGACACACUCGCUGAAUGAGGUUCUGCCCACUGAUUGUGCGGAUAACAGUACUUUAUGUCCGUUGUGGGCAUCUUAUGGUGGUUGCGAAACAAAUCCUCUCUACAUGCUCCCCAACUGCAGAGUAAGUUGCAACUCGUGUGACUAUGUCUUCAUCGAAGAUGAAGGGUCAGGCUUGGAGAUUAAUACCUCUGUUACCAGCGAAGAUAAGUGUGAAGACGCUGUAAAGUAUUGUACGAUAUGGGCGGGAGAAGGAGGAUGUAAAACCAAUCCUAGCUGGAUGUUGCCAAAUUGUCCAAGGAGCUGCAAGCUGUGCCACGAUGGAAAAGAGCCUGAAAGUACACCGUCUCCACAGCAAACAAGUGAACCUGAGAAGACAAGUGCAUCAUCUGAGGAAGUGUCUUUAACGCCAACAAUUGCAUCACAAGAGUCUUCAUCAUCACAAUCAGCAGAGACCACACCCGGGACAAGUUCUUCCGAGGAUGAGACGUCCUCGCUUACUGAGCUGACAACAUCCAAAACUCCACGGGAAACCUUGAUCCCCUGCACUGACGGACACACAAGCUGUGAACGCUGGGCUGAGAUUGGAGAGUGCGAGAAGAACCCACAGUGGAUGAGGUGGAACUGCAGGGAUAGCUGCAAGACCUGUGAGGAUCUGAUAACGGGGUGUUUCGACUCCAAUUCUCAAUGUCCGGCUUGGGCUAAUACAGGAGAGUGCGAGGCUAACCCAGAUUGGAUGAGAAGCAACUGCAGGAAGAGCUGUCAAACCUGUGAUGAAGACUUCAGUGAUGAUGUAAGUGGCUGCAAAGAUGGUUAUGAUCAAUGUCCACAGUGGGCCAAGGACCAAGAAUGUGAUUAUGAUCUGGACUUCAUGAGAUCAAACUGCAUGAGAAGCUGUGGACUGUGCAAUAAGGACCGAGAGCCAAAAGAAUGCAAAGAUCUGUAUGUGAAUUGCACCUCGUGGGCCAAGUAUGGCGAGUGUGAUAGCAACCCUGUGUGGAUGAGGAUCAAUUGCUGUCAGACAUGUCUUGAAGACUUACCCACCCAUUGCAUUGAUGUAUCUGAUGACUGCGUAUCCUUGAAGACGGAUGGUGCAUGUCAGUCUGAUGAGGAAUGGAUGGUUGAGAACUGCAGAAUGUCUUGUGGUGCCUGCAACAGGACUUAUCAGUUUGUAGAACCACCAGAUCCAUCGACAGAGUGUCUUGAUGUUGCUGACUACUGCGCUGAACUAGCUCUUGAUGGUGAAUGCAAGGCUGAUCCAGAAUGGAUGAAGGACUAUUGCUGUUACUCGUGUAGCAUUGUACCCGAGGACUACACUCCAGGGUGUGUGGAUAUCAAGGAUAAAUGCAAGAAAUGGGCGGACAGCGGAGAAUGCCAAUCCAAUCCUCAGUUUAUGCUCUUCAGUUGCCCUUUGAGCUGUAACACCUGUUUACAAUGCACCGACUACGAUCCUACACUCUGCGCUGAGCUUUUUGAAGAUGGCCAAUGCCAGAGCAAUGCCGCCUCCAUGUGGGCUUACUGCCCAAAGAGCUGCAAUAUGUGCUAACUAUUAUUGAGGAUUAAUUUCUGGAUGCAGGGAGGUCCAUUUCACCGACCCUUCUCCUCCCCCUCCCUCAUCUCCUCCCCCUCCCUCAUCUAGAUGUGAAGGUGGAGUCAAUAUGGAACGUUCACAAAACCAAAGAAUGUGGGCGACAACUUGGAGUCCACAAGUAGAGUUCGCGACUGUAACUCAAUGAGUCUCCAAUCAUUACUUCCUGUUUAAAACAAAACACAAAUCAAUAAAGUUAAGUAUCUUCAAGACAAAAUAGCUUCGUUGUGAGCUAAGAUUGGUGAAAAGUGUAAGAUGCAUGAGCCCCAACUUAAAGGUAACGUUUUUGUGUCCAAAACUCCAGACUAAAAAGACCAGGGCCCAAUUUCAUGGCUCUGCUUACUGUAAGCAAAGAAUCUGCGCUUACAAAGCGGGGAAUUUCGCACUUACGUCAAGCGUAUUUCAUGAGUUAGUAUGGAACUUUUGUGUGCCGCCAUAUUCCAUUAUAACAGGCACUAUUUGCUUACACAGCUAGCGCAAAAUUUGGCGCUUGCACAGAAAGCCCAAAAUAGUGAUCAUAUGCGCAAAAUUCGGCGGUAAGCAGAGCCUUGAAAUUGGGAACUGCUUAAAAGUACUUAAUUAGAUUAAGAUUUAGGGCAAAACCUUACCCCUAUGAUUGUUAUUUUUGUGCAUGGUUCAUAGAACUAAAACAACUUGAGAAAGUUCUAAAUCUACAUUCCUGGAGUGGUCUAGGGCGCUACAAUUUACAGAAUGUUGGUUCAUGUUCUGGCCUGGUCACUCGCAACACUUGUGUUCUUUAGCAAGGCACUUUAUCAUGAUUGCUUCUCUCCACCCAGUAGUACAAAUGGGAACCGAUGAGAGUGAGUAACCUGUCAUAGACUGGCAUCUGGUCCAGGAGGACUAGAAAUAUUCUCAGUCAUUUAACGCCAAGGAAACCAAAAUCACUGGCCCUUAUGAGCCAUAUUGGCUCGGGGCGGACUUUACUUUUCUGACGGGAUGGUACAACAGUGGAUAAGGCGACCAGGGGAGUGCGGCGCCCCAUUCCCUUGUUAAGUUUCUCAGUUUGCUCCUUUGAGCUUCAGUUGAAAAAUGAAGCACUAAAGUUGUACAAAAUGGAAACUUUAAUAGAUAUUAAAUUUUGCAUCAGGCUAAAGAAAAAUUAUCAGUUAAAUUUUAAGCCUAAAGUGUUAUAGUACUAUCAAGGAUCAUGUGUUUAAAGUGAUAUAAACUAUUGUCCACUUUGUGGAUUUUACAUUCUUUUACAGAAAGAUGGAAAAUAAUGAAGAAACUCAGCAGAUGGAUAAGUUUUGACAAAUUUCAGUUUAAAUAAAUUUGCCUGAAGCGCUGUACACGUAACUGCAAGUAUCAUGCAUGAAUACAGUCAUUAAUUCAGCUUUUACUCAUCAUUCCAGCAGUUCAUAAUUUAAUGAACCACAAAGCUCAUUGGUUAUCUACUUUAUCUACAGCAGUUCCAAUCACAUCUUCGAUUGACUGUGUAAGAGCACAGUGUCUGAACCAAAUUAGAGUUAACAUAAUGCGAGCCAAGUUAAAAAAAAAAUAAUAAUCCAUUGCUGUUGUUAUUUACAAGAUACAAGAACACAACAUACGGGAGUCAAAUUAAGACAAAACUGCCCUUGUGAUUGAUGCAAGGCAAUUUGCACCGAAAGCGCCCCUCUCAUGUCUCCGGAUUCAGUUUUCAUCAGCCCGUCUAUAAAACUCUUCCCUCAACCACCACUCAUCAUAAAGACUAAUGCUAAUCACAGUCUUGCAUCAUAUCCCUUCCUCGCCUAUCCUGUUGCUAAAGUCAUUGCAUUACAAGCAAGCGUAUCUGCUGUACGCUUUAAGUUUAUGAUACUUCCAACACCGAACCUAGCAUAAGAAUCUCUCAUAUCAUUUUCCAAAAGAGUUUCUCAAUGCAGAAAAUUUUAUUUCGGCAAAGAUUCUCGUCUUUGAAGAGAGACGUAAAAGCCAGUUCCAGUUAAAGAUGCUAUGUCAGAUUUUUGGCCCCAAACAUUAAAAAAUAGAUUUUUUUGAGUGAAUGGUAUUUCAAA
Molecule: messenger RNA, 9239 nt
Organism: Asterias rubens (European starfish)
Lineage: Eukaryota; Metazoa; Echinodermata; Asteroidea; Forcipulatida; Asteriidae
Exons: 27
Coding region: 595-7185 (2196 amino acids)
Molecular function (GO): calcium ion binding; protein binding
Source: RefSeq, a predicted model, not a curated record